Molecule: messenger RNA, 2964 nt
Organism: Owenia fusiformis
Lineage: Eukaryota; Metazoa; Annelida; Polychaeta; Sabellida; Oweniidae
Source: the annotation of a GenBank genome assembly
GGCGAAGCAUUACCAGCUGCAAGCAAAAUGUGGGGGUGGUGUCGAGAUACGAUCAAAUAUUAUAAAUCUUAAAUAUUAUCAUCCCUUCAGAAUGAUGUUGAUACAAGACUAGACUUCACCAAAUGUCAUAAAUAAAACAAUCAAAAAUAUGUUGCCGAUUUACAAAUUAAGACACUGAAUUAGAAAACAAGUGAAUCAUAUAAUCGAAAAAAAUUCAGAACUUGUAAAUGUUGAUAUCGUUGAAGACAUUGAAAAAGAGAUAAAUGGGUGUGGAUUGUGAGGUUACUUACAAGAUGUCACGUGUUUCUGAUAUUGAGAGAUAUAUAGAAAAUGUUCGGCUUACAGUUCGGGCUCAACAAGCGGAUUUAACGGACCCUGAUGUUGAAAAGGACUUAACGGCAAUCAAGAAUGCGCUCCUCACAGGAAUGCGCCAGAGUGCCAAGUUCACCAAGAAUAAACAGCAACAACAAUCGGCACCAUCGAGUUCAAAUGAACUGAGAGUGAAGUGUGAUUUCCAAGGUGAAAAAAGAGCAAUGCAGAUUAGAAAACCAGUAAAGUAUGCAGACCUCUGUGAGAAAGUGAAACAAUACUAUGGCAGGAGCCUUCAAAUAUUCUAUACACCUUCAAAUAAUGAGGUGGUCAUUCCAAUUAGCAGCCAGCAAGACUUGGACAGUGCCGUUGAACUGGUGGAGCGCAGUGAGCAUAUGAAAAGUUUGCGAUUACGACUCCAAGCUGACAGUAAUUCUAACAGUCUAUCCCCUGCUAGCCAGCCCCCUGGUAAACUGGGGGAAAUAUUUCAAAACAAAACACAAAGUAGCUCAAAAACAGGGAACAAUAAUACUUUAAUUCGUGUUCCGGAGGGCAGAUACUCACCACCCCCAGGCACUGUACAACCACACGAAAAACAUUUUCAAAGUCAGAUCUCAAGACAUUCAGGCGAGGGCGAGUUUAUUCCAGAGGCUCAUAAUGAUGAGUAUGAAAGUCCAGACAGUUCAGUGUCAGGAAGUAGGACCUCCCUAGACAGUAGUUUUUACAGCACUCCUGGUGAUACCUUUAACCAUGGAGACACAUUUCCAUUGCGGGGAAAACCAACUAGUUCAAGACGAAGUGUUUACUCUGACACCACGUUUGAUGAACCAUCGUCGGGUGAUGGUCGUGUAAAAGGUGGCACUUAUCCUAGACGAUUUAAUAAUCCAACUGAACAAAUGGAACCAGAAGGUCGAAAAACAUUCCCUCGUGUGCGUGGUACAAAUCAUGAGUUGUAUCAGAAUGAGUUGCAGCAUAGGUAUGGGUCAUCCCGGGGUAGUGCGGGAUCACUCAGCACAAGUAGCAGCAGCAGCGGUCAAGUCCCCGAUUUUGACUCCCCCGAGGGUCGACGGAGACGUGAGAGUGAGUUAGAUUUAGCCGCCUUGGGUUAUCCACAACUCAGUCCUUCUUAUGUCUCCCCUAGAGCCCCUACUAACUGGAAGCGAGGAAAGAUUCUGGGUAGCGGAGCAUUUGGUCAGGUGUUUGUGUGUUAUGACGGAGACACUGGACGAGAGUUGGCAGUUAAGCAAGUUCCCCUUGGUACACCCACAUCAGAGACAUCAAAGGAAAUCAAAGCAUUAGAAUGUGAGAUCCAACUGUUGAAGAACAUUCAUCAUGACAGGAUAGUGCAGUAUUAUGGUUGCCAGGAAGAUGAAAAACAUCUAUGUAUCUUCAUGGACUACAUGGCUGGGGGCUCAGUGAAGGAUGAGUUACGCACAUAUGGUGCGUGUAAAGAGAAUGUUACGAGGAAGUACACACGUCAGGUUCUAGAGGGACUUGCCUACUUACACGAUAGACUUAUAGUACACAGAGACAUAAAAGGUGCCAAUAUACUUAGAGAUGCUGCAGGAAAUGUGAAGAUAGGAGAUUUCGGUGCCUCAAAAAGGCUGCAGACAAUAGCGACCUCUACUGGCAUGAAAUCUGUAAUUGGGACUCCCUAUUGGAUGAGUCCAGAGGUUAUCAAUGGCGAUGGUUAUGGCAGGAAAGCAGAUAUCUGGAGUGUCGGCUGUACAGUAGUAGAAAUGUUAACAAAAAAUCCUCCUUGGAUUGAAUUUGAGGCUAUGGCUGCCAUAUUUAAAAUAGCAACAACAGAUACACCUAAGUAUGAACUACCUAAAGAGACAUCAGAUGUAGCUAGAGAUUUUUUACGAAUUAUAUUCCGGAAAAAACAACAAGAACGUCCAACGGCGGAGGAAUUAUUAAGACAUAAAUUUUGUAAUGAUUUCUCAUAGUUACGCCAAUAUGUUUCGUUGUCUUAGUCUUUCAAAAGAGUUAUGUGUAAUGCUAAAAACAAGGAUGGUGUUUAAAGAAUAUUGGAAUAACCUCAUAAAUGUGUAUGGGACCCCAUAAACACUGACAAAAUGGACCCCAUAACAAAGCAGCAAAUUGAGGAUACUACACGGCAGCAGUUUUUAUGACACAUUAUAAAAAUACCUGAAGAUUUUUUCGCAAUCUAAUGGCUCUGGAAGACUUACUAGUGAUAUUACACAGGAACAAUUGCUCUGUCUGUGUUCAAUCACACUGGAUUGUUGGAGAAAACGUUCAUUCUUCUUCAGCGAGUUUGCCAAAUAUGCUGUCUGAAUUGAUUUAUAAAUCUGAAUCUGGAAGAUCGAUGCAAUAAGUUAGGUAUCAUAUGUAUGAAGAGUACACACACAUGUGUAAAUUACACACAUUUGUAGAAAAUACAUGUGCAGUGGUAUCAUGUGUGUUGAAUACACACAUGUAUGAUAUCACAUCUAUGGUAUCACACGUAUGUGAUAGAGUAAGAGGCAUCAGUUGUGCAUUGGCUCAUUGCAGUAUGCAAAUAUAUGACUUAUGCAGUUCCUGAUCUUAUGGUCAGUAUGCAGAAAUGGGAGAUAUCAUCAUAUAGCUUUGCUUACAGAUUGUUCAUGGUGGGGAUAUUUAGCAUGGUGGAGAUGUUUAGAUCCACAUUAUGUG